Messenger RNA from Hippoglossus stenolepis (Pacific halibut), 2967 nucleotides. It is a transcript of the gene prkacbb, whose product is annotated as protein kinase, cAMP-dependent, catalytic, beta b. NCBI's taxonomy places the organism in Eukaryota, Metazoa, Chordata, Actinopteri, Pleuronectiformes, Pleuronectidae. Bases 471 to 1535 code for a protein of 354 amino acids. The record is from RefSeq and is a predicted model, not a curated record. Gene Ontology annotation, biological process: peptidyl-serine phosphorylation. The transcript has 11 exons. Gene Ontology annotation, cellular component: cAMP-dependent protein kinase complex; nucleus. Gene Ontology annotation, molecular function: ATP binding; cAMP-dependent protein kinase activity.
AUGUCAAACCAGCAUCGCCCCGCUGGUAAAGAACGCGGAAGCAGCGUCGGUGCGGAGCCGGGACCGCGGAGACGUCUCCAGACCUGAACCGUAACCUGGGGAGGGCCCGGGGAUGAGGACGUGCUGCGGAGGGGGGGCAGAGCGGCAGCGGCUCAGCGAGGAACAAGUGACCGCUUUAGCUUCAUGUCACACGGAGGGAGACACGGACGCUACCCUGCCGCUGUUAGCAAGAGGAGGAGCGGAACAGAGGGAGAGUGAGGGGGGGCUGCCGGCCGGAAGGGACAUCACUCGCUCGCGUUAGAUCUCCGAUUUAUCCGGUUAUCGAUUUGUGUUUAGCGAUAAUCUCCAAAAAGAACAGAAGGAGAAGAAGAAGGAGAAGGGGGCUCGGGGGAUAUCAUCUGCUAGCUUGUAGCCUACCGCCAUCUCUCCUCCGCCUCCUCCGCCGGAGCGACCGCCGUGUCUUCCGCACCAUGGGGAACGCUGCCACCGCCAAGAAGGGCAACGAGCUGGAGAGCGAGACCUUUGUGAAAGAGUUUCUAGCCAAAGCCAAAGAAGAUUUCUUACGGAAAUGGGAAUCCCCACCACAGAGCACAACGUGCCUCGAUGACUUUGAGAGAUUAAAGACCCUGGGUACUGGCUCGUUUGGGAGAGUCAUGCUGGUGAAACACAAAGGAGCAGAGCAAUACUUCGCCAUGAAAAUACUGGACAAGCAGAAGGUUGUGAAACUCAAGCAAAUAGAACACACAUUAAACGAGAAGAGGAUAUUACAGGCUGUGAGCUUCCCCUUUCUCGUCAGACUUGAGUACGCGUUUAAGGACAACUCCAAUUUGUACAUGGUGAUGGAGUAUGUUCCAGGAGGAGAAAUGUUUUCACACUUAAGACGAAUUGGAAGGUUCAGUGAACCACAUGCACGGUUUUAUGCCGCUCAAAUAGUGCUGACGUUUGAGUACCUCCAUUCACUAGAUCUCAUAUACAGAGAUCUGAAGCCUGAGAACCUUCUCAUCGACCACCAUGGCUACAUUCAGGUGACAGACUUUGGAUUUGCCAAGAGGGUAAAAGGCCGGACCUGGACGUUGUGUGGGACACCGGAGUACCUGGCGCCAGAAAUCAUCCUCAGCAAAGGCUAUAACAAAGCUGUGGACUGGUGGGCCCUCGGAGUUCUCAUCUAUGAAAUGGCAGCUGGCUACCCUCCGUUCUUUGCAGAUCAACCUAUUCAGAUCUAUGAGAAGAUUGUGUCUGGAAAGGUCCGAUUUCCCUCCCACUUCAGCUCCGACUUAAAGGAUCUGUUGCGAAACCUGCUGCAGGUGGAUCUGACCAAACGCUACGGCAACCUGAAGAACGGAGUCAAUGACAUUAAGGGCCACAAAUGGUUCGCCACAACAGACUGGAUCGCAAUCUACGAGAGAAAGGUGGAAGCCCCGUUCAUACCAAAGUGCAGAGGCCCAGGGGACACGAGCAACUUCGACGACUACGAGGAGGAGGAAAUCCGCGUUUCUUUAACGGAAAAAUGCACGAAAGAGUUUGCCGAGUUUUAGGACGCGGGAACAUGGAUAUAUCAGGGAAAAAUAAGGGGAUCUUUGCACUCUUCUAAAGACUUGGGAAGGAGCAGAGACCAUCGUUUUUUCAGAUCUACUACAUAGUCCCUUCAUUCCACAGGGCUGAGUGAGGUCGCCAUGAUCCUUGGGUGCCGAUAACCUCUCACUGUCACGUACCCCUGCGUAUUAAAGCAGACACACCACUUAUUUCUUUUACUUUUUCUUUUUUUUGUACCUACCAACUGUUUUGUUUUUUUUACUUUGAAGCAGUUAGUCUUGGAUGUUGUUAUCCCCUUUUAAAGUAUGACAUUUUUCUUUUGAAUUUAUGAGGAAAAACUGAGAUAAUGGCCAAUAACAGUCCACACAUUGUAGCUGACUUUGUCUGUGGCAGUUUGACACACAGAUGUGUGGGUUGAAGGGAUCCCCCCUCGUCGUCAGCAGUGUAUAUUUAACGGUCUGUUACAAGUCCACAUCACAUUGGCUAUUGUAAAGUACUGGCCAGCUUUCAGACGUAGUGUUCGUCCUAUGUGCAUAUCUGUCAGUUUUGUAAGACAUUUGAACACGUCGGGUGUUUAAAGCAUGACCAAAUAGAAAAUAUUGGGUGACACAAGAAGAGAGGUCCUUUCCUUUCUUUGCUUUUUGCCUUAGAGAGCCAAAUCCUCAGAUCGCCCCCCCUCCCCCUCCCACUAAAGCAUCCGCUCACUGUCUUCUCUGUAUCCUGACCCAGGCACAGCAAGCCAUUGCAGAAAAUGACAAAGGUUGUUACAUUAGUCAAAUGCUAAUCCAGUUGUUUGUUUUUGAUCCUUUUGGAUCUGUGAGUUACAUGUAAAAUCUGUCAUCUGGUAUCUUCCUCUUUUCUUUUCGUCGCUGUGUCGAACAUUAUAGUCAUAUUGUCCCUAGAUUUCAGGUCUGCUUAUAAAGACCAAUCGUUACGAGUCUGUGGAACAAUGUGACUUCGGUAAAUUGAACAGAGUGAAGUGAAAUCCUUUUGAGGGUUUCCAUUGAGUGUAAUGUUACGUUAAGGGGAUCAUUGUGAAUGGUGUUGCGGCUCCGUGCCUCAACAUUGUUAGUGAUACCUUACAAAAAGUACAGAAUUUAAUAAUGUAUUAAAUUAAGGAUAUUUUAAAAUCGUGAGAAACAGGAAUGCAAAAAUUGUAAUUUGCCAUAUUUUCCCUGUUACCCCCCCAAACAGAUUGUUGUUUCAUUCUUGUCAAAGAAUGUAGAUUUGCAACUUAUAGGUAUGCAUAUUUGAAGGCUUGAUUUCAAGGUACAGUUUUCCUCACAAUACACUGUCUAAAAUAAAGACUGCUCCUUUGUAUCACAUGUAACCCUGUUAUUGUUAAGCUCAUUACAUUAUACGUAUAUGCAUUGUUUCAUAUAUGUUUUUAUUUAUACACAUUAGAGAUGCUAAUAAAUUUUAUUUUUAAAAGUG